Messenger RNA from Pristis pectinata (smalltooth sawfish), 6780 nucleotides. RefSeq names its product zinc finger C3H1 domain-containing protein-like. Gene Ontology annotation, molecular function: protein binding. The transcript is spliced from 35 exons. NCBI's taxonomy places the organism in Eukaryota, Metazoa, Chordata, Chondrichthyes, Rhinopristiformes, Pristidae. The coding region runs from base 74 to 5956 and encodes 1960 amino acids. Gene Ontology annotation, biological process: RNA processing. Gene Ontology annotation, cellular component: exosome (RNase complex); nucleus. The record is from RefSeq and is a predicted model, not a curated record.
AGUCGUCACGUCCGCUUCCACUCGCCGUGACGGAGACGGGCUCUGGCCCUGGGAGCCGGCGGCAGGCGACGCCAUGGAGCUCGGCGGCGAGCAGUUGUCGCCCAAGGAAGAAGGGGAGCUGGAGGACGGCGAGAUAGACGAUGACAACGACGAGAAUUUCUACCGGGACUCGCGGCUGGUGUCGUUCUCCUCGCCGAGGCCCCCGGGGCCUAAGCCGCACCGGCCCGGCUCUCGCCUCGCAGCCCAGCCGCCGUCCUCGAGUAACGGCCUGUCCUACCGGCUCAAGGAGCCGUACCGGGGCUUCUCGCAGCAGCAGCAGCCGCCGCUGCUGCCGCCGCCCGCCCUGCUCGGCGAUUCGCCCCGCUCCAACUUCUGGGAGAGGAGUCACGGUACAUUCGGCCGCUUCCGCUGUCGGGAAGGCUCCCACCGCGGCCGCUGGGGUAGAGGAUGUCCGGGCCCUCGGGGCUGCAAGCGAGGAGGGAGACCCGGGCUGGGUGCCGGGCCCAACUUCAACAGUGGCAGCAACCUCCGCAGGGACUCUCCGCCCAGGAAACCAAAAUUUUUUGGACGUUCACUAUCGAGAAGACCAGCAUAUCACCACAGAAAUGAAGAUGACAUGGAAGAAACAUUUGAAGAUCUACUUAGGAAGUACAAGGAGAUUCAGCUGGAACUGGAAUGCCUUAAUAGGGAAGAGAAGAUGUCUCAAAAUACUAAGGGAGAAAACUUGUUGGAAGAAGAAGCAGGAGUUGUAUCUGGGAAUGCUAGUAUUGACACAAACAGUAUUGAAAAGAACAAUGAGCAUUUGCAAUCUUCCGCAGAGAAACCUCAGGUUAAAGCUUUUCAAUCCUUUGAAAUAAAACCCUUAAGAAAUAAACUACCUACUCCAGCUGAAAUGGAUCGAAUCAACUUGAUCAAAGACCAUAAAGUGGAGCCUUUAGAACCUGUAAUAGUAAAACAAGGUGCUGAAAGUAAAGAUUCAGGUCCUCCUUCAAAUAGUAAGAAGUUGUCAAUAGAAUCUGCCUUUAAGGAUGCCAAAAUGGAGGAAGAUGAUGAGGACGAGGAGGAAAAGGAGGAGGAAGAGCUGUCUGAACUCCAGUUGCGGCUACUUGCAUUACAGUCUGCGAGUAAAAAGUGGCAACAAAAGGAACAAUGUGUUAUGAAGGAGAGCAAGGAGAAGUUAACUAAGCCAAGAAUCACUCAGCAGAAGAUCAGGAGCAGCCCAAAACCGCAUGCAAUCAAGAAAACUCUUAGUGCAGCAAGUGCUACAAAACAGGUUUUACGAAGGCAAAAAACUAGAGCUUGGAAAAAAUUACAGCAGCAAAAGGAGCAGGAAAAGCAGCGCAGAGAAGAUGAGGAAAGGAAACAGAUGGAAGAAGAGGAAAGAAAAAAACGUGAGGAGGAAAUCAGAAAAAUUCGUGAUCUCUCCAAUCAGGAGGAGCAGUACAAUCGUUUCAUGAAACUUGUUGGAGGAAAAAGACGAUCCAGUAGCAAGUCAACAGAUAUAGAUAUCAAAAAAUCACAAGAAAAGCCAACAGAAGAGUCUGGUAACUUGUACCAGUAUGAUAACUAUGAAGAGGUUGCUAUGGAAACGGAUAGUGAAACCAAUUCACCAGUAUCAUCUCCAGUGCCACUUCCAUUUUCUGUGGAUUACCAAACAGGGUAUUUUGUUCCAAUGCCGCCAGUGCCAAUAUUUAUGCAUCAAAAUAUGGGAGAGCCUUUUAUUCCAAAUUAUUUGGAGAAUUACUUACCUUGUCCCUUGGACAUGCCCCCACCACCACCGCCACCACCACUUCCACCUGAAGAGCCUGAGCAACCACCUAAGCCACCAUUUGCUGAUGAGGAGGAGGAAGAAGAAAUGCUUCUUCGAGAAGAAUUGUUAAAAUCGAUAGCAAAUCGGCGUGCUUUGAAACCAGAGCAGGAUUCAAGUGAUGAUUGUGAUCUAUCUCUGCCACCUCUUCCUAUUGAGAAUUCACAAUCUGCAUCAAUAAAUCAUUUCUCAACUGCCAGCUUGAACUCUACCUUACAGCCACGCCCACAAACCACAAAAUUUGUGAGAGGGCCUUCAGCAAGUCGGCCACUGAUAGUGAUUCCAAGGCACAAAUCAGUAGUUGUGAGACUGGAUGACUCUGAUGAUAGUGAGUCAGAUAAUGAGCAACCCAGUCUAAGUAUGGGUGUCUUUGGAGGUUUAGAGUCGAUGAUUCGAGAAGCCAGAAGAACUGCAGAGGCAUCAAAACCAAAGCCAAGGCUAAAAGCAGAGAAAGAAAAUGAUCCUGCAGGGACCAAAAGUGGAUUUUCAGAAGGAGGCAAGAAAGAAAAUAGACCUUUGAAGGAAGAAAAUGUCAGUCGUGAGAAGCAGCGAGUGUUGAAAUCAGAUUUAGCAAAGAGUGGUCCAUCACCAGUUCACUCUGAUGCUGAGGUAAAUGCUGUUGGCAAGAGAGCAAUGGUCAAUAAACAAUUAUCAGAAGUUGAAGAGAGACUAAGAAAACACAAUCUCCUGCUUACAAAAGAUGAAUCUCUCUUAUCAAACCUACUACAACAAGAAGCAAAAAAAAAGGAAGCACUGCGUCAAGCUGAAGUCAAAUAUAUGAAGCAUAAAGAACAGUUGCAGGCUGCUGAGAAGAUUGUCAAUGCCAAUAGAAUGCUCCUUAAAAAACUUCAAGAACAGAUUCAUAAAGUAAAGCAUCGAAUACAAGUUAAGAAAAGUUUGUCAGUUAAAUAUGAAGAAUUUGCGCGAGCAAAAGCACUUGCUAGUCGAGAAGUAGGGAAACGUAAACGUGAACAAGAUUCAUUUGUUUCUAAGAAUAUCCGAUUAGAUGGCUCAUCUAAACAUACAGCAAUUUUAAAGAAACAAUCUGCUGAAUAUAUAGCAAUGGAGAAAAAGCGCUUGCAACAACUUGAAUACGAAUAUCGGCUAAAGAUACAAAAAUUGAAAGAGGCACAAGCUUUAAGGAAUGCAGGGCAACCUGAAAGCUUGCCUGGAAUAGAGGAAGAACAAGCAUUUGUGGUAUCACAGCCUUCAUUGCAUGACCUAACUCAGGAUAAGCUUGUUCUUGAUACUGAAGAGAACGAUGGAGAAGAUGAAGUGCAGUCUCCAUCUCUAAGGGAACGAAGGAGGUCAUUCCGGGAAUCAAACUCUUUCACUAAGCCAAAUCUGAAGCACACUGACCUAAGUCAAGGGAAAGAAACUUUAAAGCCAACAAAGAAAAGCUUUGAUGAGCCUGAACUGUUCCUUGGUCUCAAUAUCGAUGAUCUCAAAAAGCUCCAUGGAGAGGCCGAUGACUUUAAAACAUUGCUGCAGAAAACAUUAGGCUGCAUGUCUUCAAAAGAGAAGUCUCUGUGUGGUCAGGAGAUUCCUGUGAAUUUGGAUGCAAUGUUACAGUCAAGACAAGUUGAUUUGAAACCAACACCAUUUGGAACAUACAGUAGCCCUCUUUUGGUCUUCAAAUCUUACAGGUUCAGCCCUUACUUUCGUAACAAAGAGAAACUUCUGAUUAGUUCUGUUUCCUAUAGCAACUUGAUUGAUCCCAAGCAAUGUUUCUGUCGUUUUGAUUUAACUGGUACAUGUAAUGAUGAUGAUUGCCAGUGGCAGCACAUGAGAGACUGCAUUUUAAAUCAAUCCCAGCUGUUUCAAGAUCUUCUCUCCUACAAUUUAUCUCUGAUUAAAUGUUCAGAUUUUAGUACAGAUGAAGAAAUCAGGGUUGCAGCUGAAAAUUAUGUGGAUAAACAGUUUGGUAAAAACAAAGAUCGUAUGACCACAGAUGAGAUGGCUGUUUUGCUUGUCAGCAAAGUGAAUGAAAGUACUGGUCACACACCACCUUACACAACAUUCAAAGAGAAAAGGAAAUGGAAGCCCAAACUUUUGAGAAAACAAGUUUCUGAAAGUAGUAACAGUGAUGAUGAACAAAAUUCUGGACCAGUACGAUAUGCCAAGUCUGUGGAACAUUCCUGGUCUGGAACUGAAGCCUUGGAUGCAGUUAUUACUCCAGAUGAUGUCCGAUAUUUUACUGCAGAGACCGAUGACAUUGCCAACCUGGAAACGAGUGUAAUGGAAAAUCCCCAAGAUGUACAACUUUGGAUUAAACUCACCUACAAAUAUCUUAAUCAAAGGGAGGGCACCCCAGCAGAAUGUUUAGAUGCUGCACUGAAUGCUUUGGCUCGAGCACUUGAAAUUAAUAGAGCAAAUCCUGAAAUAUGGUGCCAUUAUCUCAACUUGUUUUCAAAGCGAGGUACAAAGGAAGAAGUUCAAGAAAUGUGUGAGACAGCAGUGCAGUAUGCUUCUACACAUGUAGUCUGGUGGACGUAUUUAAUGCACGAGAACUCAUUUGAAGGAAAAGACUAUGUUUGCAGUCGACUUGUGCAGUUUCUUAUGGAAACCAUAGAGAGAUCAGAAAAAUCAGAAAUUCUGUCUUUUCAGCUGCUUCAAUCUCUGCUGUUUUGGGUGCAGUUAAGUCUCUUUACUGGAAGGCAACAGAAUGCACUGGCCAUCUUUCAGAAUGCCUUGAAAACUUCAGAUGGUAACAAAAGUGUGGCAGAAUAUUUAAAUGCAGAUGAAUGCUGCUUGGCUUGGUUAGCCUACAUUCACCUCAUUGAAUUCAACAGUCUUCCUUCCAAAUUCUUCGAUCCAGCUGUAGCCAAUCCUUCUAAGCUCGUAACGAAGGAGCCUUUUCUCAUCCCUUGGCAAUCAUCAAAAGAUAUCAAGACACACCCUGAUACGUUACUUGCAUUGUUUGAAGAUGCUGUCCAAGCAUGUUCUGGGGACUGCUCUACUGUGGAAGAGAGGAUUACAGUCUGCCUCUCAAUUUACAGAAAUAUGAUUUCAGCACUGAGACUGAUGGGGAGGUGGGAAGCUGCUGAAAAUCUCUGCAAAACACUGUUACAGUCUUGUCCAGCUGCUUACCAACUUACUGAAGCUCUAGCUGACCUUUAUUUGGAGAGAAAACAAAUUGAUGAUGCUGUGAAUGCGUGGCUUUGUGCUUUUAGGAGGAGUCCCCAUAAUGCUCAGUUAUUCUAUUACGCAUUCAAAUUCUUCAUUUCAGUGAAAAGCUUAGACAUCGUUCCAGUCUUGUUUCAAGAGUUUAUCAACUCCUUUUUUGAGGGGGAAGUCCCUGAACACCACCCUACUUAUAUUUUACGUCACCUUCUGAAUUAUCCAAUGCCUUAUGACUUCAGAGCACCUUCGUGUAAAGAAAUGUUGAAUGGGGAACGGCUUAACACACAAAUACCCUAUCUAUGGCUAAUAUUCUGCUUAUGGCAGUCCAUUAAUGCAAGCACAAGAGAAGCUGCGGACACAUUUGAAGCAGCUCUGAGUACAGUUAUGCAGAAUGAUGUGUUGAAACAGAUCUGGAUGGAUUAUCUAGUUUUUACCAAUAGCCAGCUAGUUGGGACUAAGAACAGGAUCAGAGACUUCAAACUGUUUACAGACCUGGUUCACAGAUGUUUGGUCACUGUCCCUACAAGAAUGCCUAUCCCAUUCAGCUCUGCCAAAUAUUGGACCAAUUACGAAUUCCAUAAUCAGGUAAUUUCCUUUUACCUGAGCUGCCUUCCUCAAUCCCAGCAUUGCAAAGCCUUGGAAAGAUUCCCUUCCAUGAUGCCAACUAAUGUUGAACUGGCAUUAAGGAUACUGGAGCAGGAGUGGAAGGAGGGUAAUAUCCAGCACCUCAAGUUACAAUUGAAAAUGUAUACACAUUCUCUACCAAUCUGUUUGCCGAUUUGGAAAAUAGCCAUAGUUGUUGAAAGCAUGUUGAGGGACCACCAGAAUGAGGUUCGUCACCUCUAUCAACGAGCUCUUCAGAAGUUACCGCUUUGUGCAUCGCUAUGGAAAGAUCAACUCUUGUUUGAAGCUUCAGAAGGAGGUAAAACUGAUAAUCUCAGAAAACUAGUUGCCAGGUGCCAGGAGAUUGGCGUCAGCUUAGAUGAGCUCUUAAAUUUAAGCCCUUCCCAGAACAGAGGGCAUUGAUUACAGAGCACAAAAAUCUUGCCACAUCCCCCACGUUAAGAGGUGGCUCUUCAAGACCUGGCUCCUCUGUAGCUGAUGUCUGCAAAUGCAGGUAGUAAUGAGUGGAGAUGCACUUGUCCACCGACUUUCUACUCUUCGUGGUCAAAAACAGUUGGAGUUUACGCACCAGUGACCCAAAGCAAGAUCCAUGAACUCUACUUGGCCUCUCAGGGCCCUGUCAGAUUCUCGUAACAUCACGUCCGUAAGUAUGGUACUUCACAAUGAUGAAUCCUUUUUCUUUCUUAAUGUUUGUCUUUAGUCUUGACGCAAACUGAUGCAUGUAAAAUUGGCUAAAUUUAGUGCAGUUUUAUGCACAUGAAUAGGGCAGAUUUUUUCCCCCUUUUCUCCCUUCCCUCGUUAAACUUCUAUUGAGAUUUUUUUAUUGCAGGUUCAAAAGCAGCAGGUUUCAAAGAAAAAGUGUUGUUGCCAUGGUACAGAGUCCAAAGUGACUGCUUGCCUGGUGAAGAUUCCUGGAGGGGUUGCAUUUUGCCCUUUCUUGUAUACUCAGUGUGGUGGGCUUGCUGCUGCAAGGACUCUGUUUUAUGUAUUAACGUACUUGAAGACGAGACCUACUGCAGUGGAAAAGUUGGAACACUAAAAUUUAUGCAUGCCAGUGCAUCAGUUUUUGAGGCUGGUCAAAAUUUAUGUGCAAUCUUGGUUUGUGAAAAUUUAUUUAUUUUAUGGUUUAAACAAAACUUGAAGAAUGACAAGUAUUUGACAAAUAAACUUUUGUACUAAAUAGUUACUUUGUAAGUAUUCUUAUACAAUGUGUUUAUAUUUGAGUA